AUGAAAGCCUUCCGUUUCCUCGGCCCCAACAAGGGCCUUGCCCUCCAAGAUGUCCCCAUCCCAUCUCCGGGCCCCGAACAGGCCCUCAUCCGCGUCAAAGCCGCCGGGCUCUGCCACUCCGACACCCACGUCCUCCACGGCGGCGGCGCAGCGUGGAUGUGCGCGCUGCCCGUGACUUUGGGUCAUGAGGUUUCUGGCAUCAUUACUGAGCUAGGCGACUCUUCAACCACAUCAUUCAAAGUCGGUGACAGGGUAGCUGUUGCCUGUGUAGGCCAUCCAAUCCAAGAAAGAAAUUUCCACGAAGCUCUAGGUGUCGGCUGCGACGGUGGAUACGCCGAAUAUGCUGUCGCUCCCAUCAAGAAUCUUGUCAAGAUUCCAGAUCAAGUGGGGUUUGCCGAGGCUGCUGUGGCUACGGAUUCCGUUGCUACUGCCUACCACGCCGUCGUCGCGGAGGGUCGAGUAUCUGCAUCGCACACGGUUGCUGUCAUUGGCCUAGGCGGUUUGGGGUUGAACGGACUGGCGAUUGCGGCACACCGUGGUGCUAGAGUCUUUGGCGUCGACAUCAACACGAACAAGUUUGAACAGGCCAAGGGAUUCGGUGCUGUCGACUGUGCCACAGACUUGAGCACGUUCUCAGGCGAAAUAUUCGAUGUUAUCUUGGACUUUGCAGGAGCGCAGAAGACGGUUGAGACUGCGAUAUCCUCGAAUGUCUCGCUCAAGGGCUCGACGAGCGCUAGCAUUCAAGAGUUUACAGAAGUUUUGGACUUGAUCGCAUCAGGGUCGAUAAAACCGUUCAUGAAAGAGAUUGUAUUCGAGGAUGUCGGAAAGGGGCUUGAGCUAUUGGGGUUGAUGGGCGGCGUUAACACUGCACGGAACUAUGCUGAGUUAAUGGGAUUUGGUCACUGGGACGAGCAGCAAAAGAUUGUUGUUGUUGAUAAGCCAUUGUUGCAGGGCGGGAUCGUUGCCGUUUACUACCUUCCCGGAACGCUCGUGGGAUGCCUAAUUGGAGGCUGGUUCGGUGAUAGAUAUGGCCGCCUCAAGACUAUUGCCGUAGCAUGCAUCUGGUCUAUCUGCACUGCGGCUCUUCAAACCGCUGCCCAAAAUGCGGAUUGGAUGUUUUGUGCACGAGUCUUGAAUGGUAUCGGCACCGGCAUGUUGAACGCCAUCACUCCAGUCUGGGCAACAGAAGUAGCUUCUCAUACAUCCAGAGGCAAGUUUGUUGCCAUAGAAUUCACUCUCAACAUCUUUGGUGUUGUUGUUGCAUAUUGGCUACAAUUCGGCACGUCCAAGUACAAGGACCCCAAUUCAUCCUUCAUCUGGAGAUUCCCCAUCGCCUUCCAGAUAAUCCCUCUCAUCGCUCUGUUCAUCAUGAUUUGGUUCAUGCCAGAGUCUCCACGGUGGCUCGUGAAAGUAGGUCGAGAAGAGGAGGCUAGAUUCAUCUUGGGCAGACUCCGCGGAAACGAAGGUGAAGAUGCAAAGGCCGCAGAAGCAGAGCUGCAGGAGAUCAUCAGCAUUAGAAACCUGGAACACGACACCGCCAAACAGCAGAGUUACUUUGCCAUGUUUUUCGGGAUAGGCUCAGGCAAACUGCACACCGGUCGCCGUGUUCAACUUGUCAUCUGGCUUCAAAUUCUGCAAGAGUGGGUGGGAAUUGCGGGAAUCACGAUCUACGGUCCCACGAUCUUCACGAUUGCCGGCAUCAGCUCCGCGCAGCGUCUUUGGGUCAGUGGUGUGAACAACAUCACCUACAUGUUUGCAACCUUGAUAUGCGUGUUUACUAUAGACCGUAUCGGACGACGUUGGACCCUGUAUUGGGGUGCUGUAGCCCAAGGCAUCUGCAUGUUUUGUGCCGGAGGCUUGGCAAGAGCAACUCUUAACGCUAAUCCUGGCAACCGUUCUGGACUGGGUGGUGCCGCAACCUUCUUCGUAUUCUUGUACACCGCGGUCUUCGGUGCAACUUGGUUGACGGUCCCCUGGCUAUAUCCCGCAGAGAUCUUCCCUCUCCAAGUGCGUGCCAAGGGCAAUGCAUGGGGUGUUGUUGGAUGGUCGAUAGGAAACGGAUGGACGGUGCUUCUUCUCCCUACAAUCUUUGAGAAGCUCAACGAAAAGACACUGUAUCUUUUCGGUGCGGUCAACUUCGUAUCCCUCGUUGUUGUCUGGGCACUUUAUCCCGAAUCGAAUCAACGCACUUUGGAAGAAAUGGAUCUCGUCUUUGCCAGUGACAGUAUCUGGGCAUGGGAGGCUGAAAAAGAGUUUGCUAAGCUCAAGGCCGAGAAUCCUUCUCUUGUUCACUCAGCACACAUGGGUCAUGGCGUUGUCGACGCUGAGACGGGUGUGACUCCAAGUAAGGUAGACAAUACUCAUAAAGAGUAG
Messenger RNA from Colletotrichum abscissum, 2373 nucleotides. RefSeq lists its product as uncharacterized. Gene Ontology annotation, molecular function: oxidoreductase activity; zinc ion binding; carbohydrate:proton symporter activity. Gene Ontology annotation, biological process: carbohydrate transport; transmembrane transport. The coding region runs from base 1 to 2373 and encodes 790 amino acids. Gene Ontology annotation, cellular component: membrane. The record is from RefSeq and is a predicted model, not a curated record. The transcript is spliced from 8 exons. Lineage: Eukaryota; Fungi; Ascomycota; Sordariomycetes; Glomerellales; Glomerellaceae.